Molecule: messenger RNA, 1070 nt
Organism: Spinacia oleracea (spinach)
Lineage: Eukaryota; Viridiplantae; Streptophyta; Magnoliopsida; Caryophyllales; Amaranthaceae
Product: 40S ribosomal protein S8
Exons: 5
Coding region: 148-807 (219 amino acids)
Biological process (GO): translation
Cellular component (GO): ribosome
Molecular function (GO): structural constituent of ribosome
Source: RefSeq, a predicted model, not a curated record
AACCCAAAUCUAGCCCAUUAAAAAGGUUAUUCCUAGGGUUUAUCUGACUCCUUUUCUUCUUCUUCUUCAUCACCUCACUGCCUCCCUCCACCUUCAUAGGCGAAAGAGCAGAAACCCUAGUUUCUUGUUCACCCCACUUCUGCGAAAAUGGGUAUUUCUCGUGAUUCUAUGCACAAGCGGCGUGCCACUGGAGGAAAGAAGAAGGCCUGGAGGAAGAAGCGAAAGUAUGAGCUCGGAAGACAGCCAGCUAACACUAAACUGUCAAGCAACAAGACAGUUAGGAGGGUUAGGGUCCGUGGUGGUAAUGUCAAGUGGCGUGCACUGAGGUUGGAUACCGGCAACUUUUCAUGGGGUAGUGAAGCUGUGACCCGCAAGACUCGUCUUUUGGACGUCGUAUACAAUGCAUCCAACAAUGAGUUGGUUAGGACCCAGACUUUGGUGAAGAGUGCCAUUGUUCAGGUUGAUGCUGCACCAUUUAAGCAAUGGUAUCUCCAGCACUAUGGUGUUGAGAUUGGACGCAAGAAGAAGGCUGCUGCAGCCGCCGCCGCCAAGAAAGAAACCGAGGAGGGUGAGACCGUAGAGGAAACUAAAAAGAGCAACCAUGUAACAAGAAAGCUAGAGAAGCGCCAGGAGGGCCGCACUUUGGACUCUCACAUUGAAGAACAAUUUGGUGGUGGUCGUUUGUUGGCCUGCAUUUCAUCCCGUCCUGGUCAAUGUGGUCGUGCUGAUGGAUAUAUACUAGAGGGCAAAGAACUGGAAUUUUACAUGAAGAAAAUCCAGAGGAAGAAGGGAAAGGCUGCUGCUUAAUAAUUUUCCGCUGUAGAAUCUUAGUCAGAGAUGAGAGUUAUAUUUUUCAAUUUUGGUUGAUAGUCUUGUCGAGUUUAACUCUGGUAAUUGGUCCAAAACAUUGUUUUCUGUGUAGUGUGAUGCUUUUGUUAUUUAUGCUGCCUCUAGUUAAACAAACCCCUGGCCCCAAAAUUUAACUCGUACAUUUUAUUUCAUGGUUGAUCAAUUCAGCCACAUAUACACUUAUUUGUUGGACGUGUUAAGUAGUGUUGUUUUGAACUUGA